Molecule: messenger RNA, 384 nt
Organism: Papaver somniferum (opium poppy)
Lineage: Eukaryota; Viridiplantae; Streptophyta; Magnoliopsida; Ranunculales; Papaveraceae
Exons: 5
Coding region: 1-384 (127 amino acids)
Molecular function (GO): RNA binding
Source: RefSeq, a predicted model, not a curated record
AUGACAGAGCCUGGCGAUGUUGUGUUCGGACCUUCGGACUGCAUUCGGGUGCUGAAUGCCGGUUGCGAUCUGACACAGGAUGAUUUAAGAGGUCUGUUCUUGCCAUUUGGUGGAGUCAGUAGGGUUGUGAUGUCGCGAUUCAGGAGACAGGCUGUGGUUCGGAUGGAAAAUGUUGCCGCAGCUACCAGUGCAAUUCAGCAUUUCGACCUUCAACCCGCUGGUGCUGGCAGGAUCUUGAGGGUCCGGUAUUCUUCACAGCAGGAAUUAACUGCCAUGGUCCGAAGCACCUUCUGGGAGACAACUAUUGCCAUGUUGGUUAUUGUGAUCAUAGUCAUUGGGGUAGGACUUCUGAUAGGUUUCUUCGCUGGUGAUCACCCCUAUUGA